Messenger RNA from Paramecium pentaurelia, 1176 nucleotides. The record is from the annotation of a GenBank genome assembly. Lineage: Eukaryota; Ciliophora; Oligohymenophorea; Peniculida; Parameciidae.
AUGAAUAAACUAAACCCAAUGGAUAUUCUUCCAAUCAUCUGGCCUUAAAAAAUAUCUGCGAGACAAUAAGAAAUAUAAAGAGUUAAAUAAGAACUCAUGUAAUUAAAAAAAGAUUAACCAAAUCUGGCUUAAUCCAUUAAUUAUACGAUCUAAUAUUUAGCGUCGCAUGCUCCAUAUAUUGAUGUUGUUGUUUCUUUUCAAAAUUUGGUUGAUAUCAAACAUCCCAUUUAUGAUUUACUUAAUUAUUUAAGUACAUUCUCAGAAAAUACAUUAACACAAGUAGUUAGAAAAGUUAAUUUAAAUGAUCUAAAUUCUGAUUCUGAUGAAACAGAUUUUACAUAUAGUGAUCCAUAUGAAGAGAAGAAAUAACAAUUUAAUCUUAAAAUGAUGAAACGAGUGAGUUUUCCUAAAUUAUAAAAACUAAUUAGUGAUAUAUAUAGGUUAGAAAUGUUAACUAAAAUAUAUUCAUGGAUUAACUAAAUAACAUAUGUUGAUUAUGUUAAGGUGAGUGUGUCAACUAUCAAGAAAGCAUUACAAACUGAAUAUAUAGAUGAACUAACGAUAAACACUGUUAUUUAAUGUGCAAAAGGUUCAUAUUAAUGUGUAAAUUAAUAUUUAUAAGAUACACCAAAAAUUAAGAAAUUGAAAAUAGCACUUCAUAAGAUAGCUUAAUUACAAGAUGUUGAUCUUUAAGUACUACUCACUUUAUAAGAAAGUGAUUAAAAGCCUAUUAAAGAAUGUGUUUGGACUAGAUAAUAGGUGAUCUAAUGUAUUUUAUUAUUUUGCUUGGUUUAAUGUGAACUUCUAAUACAUGAUUCUUAAUUUUAAAUUAUAUAAUCUAAACCUUUUUGUACUUUUGAAAUUUCUUGGAAUGAAUCAGGAUUUAGUUAAAUAAGGGAUUAUUUCCCAAAAUUAGCCAAGAAACUCAAUAAAAGAUAUAAAAUUUUGAAAGAUAUUCCUUUUUAUGAUGAAAAAACUAAUAGCUCAAUAUUUAUCUAUGCUCAAUCUUUGGUUGGAUAUUAACAUCAUAAUUAUCAAAAUUUUUAAUUAUCAGAUAAUCUAAAGUAAACGAUAAAAGACAGUUUAUAAAAUUAAAAUUAAGAAAAAAAUUUAGCUCUUCAAAUAAUUGUUUCAAAUGCAAUUAUGUUUGCAAAAUUACUUAAAGCAUUAAAAUGA